UGCUGAAUCACGACGUCUAAGUGAUUUUUUAUCCUCCCGCAACAUCAUGGUUCUCCUGCAGUAUCUGGUAAUCGUUUCGCUCGCGUCGUUCUACGAGUUACGGAACAUAUUCGAUUAGUGGAUUCUGCAACAGCACAAAUAUAUACAUUCAUCCUUCUUGUGCAACACAAAUAAUAAUCAAAUAUGCCGUUCGGAGAGAUCACCUUCACGCACGCGGCCCGCAUCGGGGAGCGGCUGAAGAACAACAACCCGCAGACUUCCUGUUUGAUCGAGAUCCCGGGCCAGGAUGCCGCUUACGAGGGCGUGCUGUACGUGAACAAGCAGCCGAUAAGGUCGGUGAACCAGCUUUACCUGGAUAUUAAGGCCCGAAAAAUCCAGCUCGGGAAAGCCACCACCUUCGAGGCCGCGCCGGCCAGCAACCCCACGGCCACCAAAAAGGUGGACAUUGAGAACAUCCACGCAGGCGCGGAGAUCUCCGACCGCGGCAAGGAGUGCUGGCUGCGGACCCGGUCCACCGCGCGAAACCAGCCCGAGUAUGUGGCGGGCGAGGUGAAGGAGUUGCGCGUGGUCGCGCCUGAUGGCAAGCGGAUGGCGAAGAACGGAGAGGAGGGAAACCCGCAGUCCUACGUCUUUUUCGACGAAUUUUACAUGCUGGACGGCAACCGCCGGCGCGGGAAGCUCCCGAUGGAAAUGGGCUGGUACUCGGCAAUAUGCACUGCAAAAGUAUCGUACUAGUAGUAAUCGCAUUACAAAUUCUUGGCUCAGGAUGACAAACGAAAUUUGUCAUGCUGUUUUGCCUUGGGAUGGAGAUUUGUGAUGCAUGACUGCGAUUACUACGAGUACGAUACUUUUGCACAGGAUAGGCAACGGACUGCUUCCGCCGGUUGUCGCUCCUGGAGCGGCUCCAGCGCGAAACCCGUAUGGAUGUGUCAGGAUCGAAAUCGACAAAGUCGAAAAAUUUGCGAUGCAUAAAAUGUAGGGCACCGUAGGCCUGUAUUGGGGAGCAGGCAAGUGAGACCGAUUGCAGGCCUGUUUAGGGGUAUGCAAUGUGUUGCCAGAGUAGCAUGACAGGAGCAGUCUUCUUUACCCAAACAGCAUGACAGACGGAUUUUGUUGCUCUCAAAAUUUGUCAUGCGCCACUUGAAAACUCCUGAGGCCGCGACUGGUAUCGAUCUUGUGCAUCACAAAUUUUUCGACUUUGUCAAUUUCGAUUCUUACACUUCCAUAGCCCGCGUGUGCCCCUUAACCCGGAUCGUGAUGGAAGCCCCCAUUACGGACCUGAACGGCUACUCGAAUUAUGCAUUGCAAAUAUCGAAACCUGGGUCUGGAAAUUUGUGAUGCUAAGCUGUGUAUGAUGUUGAUGAGAGCUCUACUUCCAAAUGCAGGAUACUCCAUGACAAAUUUGCAGAACUACGCUUUCUCCGCUCAUACACAGUCUGCAUGAGAAGCUGCCUUUUUGCAACAUGACCACAAGAGAGACUGCGAGAACUUUUGUUACUCAGGAAGAUGAUGCAAUACAGAUUUUUCAGGAAUGCGAGACUCGCAAUACAGGUUCAUCCUUCCGCUGAGACGUCCACGUCCAGGGAUAUUUGUAUUGCAUAUUAAGCACACCGGCCCAAUUUUCUACACCAAGGACCCGCUGCCGCGGAUCAUCGAGAUCCAGAAAGCCGUCCGGAACCUGUUGAAGGGGGUCAUUCCGGAGGAGAUCGUCAGCCAGUAUGGCUUAUCAAAUGCAAAUAUGUCUGGGUCUGGAAGGAUGCAAGGUUUGGCAUGCUUGUCGGGCAUGACUCUUAAAUCUGUGAUGCAUGAGCAGGCAAAGGGCCUCUUGCCUGUCAUGCAAAAACGCAGUUUGUCAUGCGAAAAACGAAACACACAGCAGUUGAAAAACUUGUCAUGCUGGGCUGCAUAUUGCAGCGCGCCCACAAUUGAAGAUUCAUUGUUCGUAGAUUUGCAUCACAAGUUUCUAGACCCAGACAUUUUUGCAAUGCAUACGGCUCUUUGCCAACUAGCGAGGAAGCGGACUCCAUUCUGGGUUCGCACGUGGAGUACGACAACAGCAUGAAUUUUCCGGGUUCCGACUUGGAGAAGGACCGCCGGGGCACGCAGGUCGAGGUCUACAAACGCGUGUCCGCGGUCCACAAGCACGGGCACGCCGAUAUCAAAUGUAAAAAUGUCUGGGUCUGGAAGGAUGCAACUUGUAAUGCUAUUGUUGGAUUCUAAAAAAUAAAAAAAAAUGUGUGUUGCAUGACAGGCAAUAGGACUCCAGUUUUUGCGACGUGGAGAGAGGGCAUUGAUUUCUCAUGCAGGAUAUGCAUCAAGAAGCACUCAGAACAUCUUUGAUGCUAGGGCAUACAUCACAGCCUUUAUGGCUCAUGUCAGAUGUGCAUGACAAAUCUUCCAAUCUUCCAGACCCAGACAUUUUUGCAUUUGAUAGCCGAGGAGGUCCCACUAAAAGCGGUGAAGAAGGUGACCAACAUGGAGGGCUCCUCGGUGCGGACGCUAUGCCUUGCAAAAGUAUCGCACUAGUAGUAACCGCAUUACAAAUUGGCUCAGCAUGACAAAUGGUAUUUGUCAUGCUGUUUUGCCUUAGGAUGGAGAUUUGUAAUGCAUGACUGCGGUUACUACGAGUACGAUACUUUUGCACAGGAUAGACGCGGAUCUCCAACCACAAAGCGGGGAUGCGAAGGUCGGUUAUCAAGUACAAAAAUGUCUGGGUCUGCAAGGUUGAAGCUUGUGAUGCUAACUUUGGACACUAAAAAAAUCUGUAUUGCAUGAUCAGCAAGAGGGGUCUAGUUUGUGCUACGCGGGGAGGGUAUUUGUCAUGCGGAAUAGGCAUCAGGAAGCCCUCUGAAAAUCUGUGACGCUAGGCCAUGCAUUACAGACGUCCUGGGUCAUGCAAAAUAUGCAUGUAGUUUGGUCUAGGUGCACAAUAUGCAUGACAAACCCGGCAACAUUCCAGACCCAGACAUUUUUGCAUUUGAUAUCGGUGCACUUGAGACAUUCCCAGGAGGGGGAGGAAGCGGCGCCGGAACAAGUCCAGAUGCAGUUUGAGGGCGAACAACAGCAAGCGGACAUGGCCAGUGAAGUAGAGACAACUUCCUCUCACAGUAGCCCUUCCUCGGACGACGGAGACCGGGACGAGAAAGUACAGAAUGCUAUCGACAAGCGCGCGCGGGACGAGAGGAGGAGGGUAUUUAGUUGUACUUACUGUCUUUGAUAAACCUUGUAUUGUUUGAUGAGUCUUCAAUAUCUUCAGCUUCACUACGUACCAUGUACAACUUAAGCACUGUCGACAUAGUGUAUGAAAAAAAGUGUCUAUAGGUACCACGACAAACAUGCAAGCAAAAGCAUUCGAAGUAGUCCCCGCAUGAUAGUUUAUGUGUUUGACGUGCACCAGCGGUCCCUACAAUGGGAACAAAUGACGGCGGCCUAUUACAACUAGCAUGAAUCGACGUGGGGUGGUCAACUUCAUGUUUACUACAUCGAAAAUAAAAAAUUCAAAUUUCUCAUCCGCCCCACAGGAGCACCUCCGCCGUGGUCCUUUCUUCGAGGGUGAGCACCAACGGGAUUCUUUCAACUCCGAUAUUGCGGUCGAGGAGGCGCGCUAUAUCACCGCGGUGAUCGCGAAACAGCACUUUAAAGCGAUGAGCGAGGUGAGUAAAAACGAGGUGCGGCAGGAGCAAACCCAGGCAACGGCGAAGCAGAUUGAUUCCGUGGGGAAGGACCUGCAGUUGCGCACGAGCGAAGUGAAAGAGUUGAUCCACGAGGACGCGACGCUUUUUGUGGAUCUGAAUUUCGACGGCCCGUUCGACCGGAAAGUGAUUUGCUCGGAAUGCGACCCGGACGGAGACAACGGGUACGGGAAGGUUUGCGACGCCACCGACUGGCGGAGACCCUGGAUCCUGAAGUCCCGGAUCGCCAACAACCCGGACAUAUCGCACCCGGAGUUUUUGAUUGCGCCGGACGGCGUCCACGAGACGGACAUCCGACAGCACAACGUGGGCGAUUGCUGGCUCACGUCCAUCCUGGCCGCGUGCGCGUACCGCGAAGACCCGGAGUUCGUGAAGCGGGCCAUCACGCACGUGCCGGAGUUCGGGGUGUUCACGUUUCGCAUUGUCGUCGAGGGGCAGAUUAUGCAUUGCCAAAGUAUCGUACUCGUAAUCGUAUAAAUGCAUUACAAAUUUCGUGAGCAUGAGAAAUACCAUUUGUAAUGCGGAUUUAGCUUCAGAAAAAAAUUUGUAAUGCAUGAUUGCAAUUACUACGAGUGCGAUACUUUUGCACAGGAUACAGAUCCGGUGGCUGCUGCUCGACGACCGCAUUCCGGUCGACCGGGGCAACAUCGCCAAUCCGAAGUUUGUUUCCUCCGCCACCCAGGGCGAGCUCUGGCCGGUCCUGAUCGAGAAGGCGUUCGCGAAGUGGGCGGGGUGCUACCAAAACCUCCGGGGCGGGAUGCAAAACAUCAUCACGCCCAUCGGGUCCACCAAGGCGAUGGAGGCCCUCACGGCCGGCUCCGAGAUUUACGAGCUGGAAACUUCGAAACGGCACAGCAACCCCAACAACCAGAUCCUGGAGCCGCAGAUGACGGUGGAAAAGAUGCUGGACUUCCGCGGCCGAAAUUUCCUGAUGACCACCUCGGGCUGCGAGGGAAAGGACGGGCUGAUCCCCGGGCACGUGUUAUCUUGAGUAAAAACGUCCCACCCUAGAGUUGUCAUGCAGAUUUGCGACUACAGGAACUACAUUUGUAAUGCGCAUCUCCAUGAGACGCGUUCUUUCCAGUCGUGUUUUGGAAUCUGUAAUGCUGUAAGUAAACACGAUGAGAAAAUGAAUUUAUCAUGCGCUCCCCUUGCUAAACAGCACUACACUGCAGAUGGAAAGAACUUGUCAUGCACAAUUUCCAAACCUUGGAGAUUUGUGUUGCAGAUUUACCAACGUGACUCUGGGGUGGGGACGUUUUUACUCAGGAUACGUGUUUUCCAUCUUAGACGUGCGGGAUAUGGAGAUGCCCCGCGGGGGCCGGGACGGCUACGUGCAGUUUUUGCAGGACUUUGCAAAAUAUGCAUUGCAAAUAUCCCUGGAUGUCUGGAAACUUGUAAUGCCGAGUUGUGAAUCGUGAAUGCUCUGUAAUGCACAUCAGCCAAGCAACAUGAGAAAUAGUUGCGCGGCUCAGUGUAGCGCUCUCCACAUGACACGUUGCGUUUUUGCAUGACAAGUCAAAGGGUCUCUUCUGGCACACGCAUGACAAACUCUUCAGUCAUGCCAGACAAGCAUGGCAAACUUUGCAUCCUUCCCGACCCAGACACAUUUGCAAUGCAUACGAAAACCCCCAUCUCCGCGCAGGAGCGGGAAAACGAAAAGGUCCUGCACCUCGUCAACGAGACCGGGUGCCCGAUUCGGUUCCGGCACUACUCGGAGGAGACCCCCACGAAGUGGCGGGGCACGGUGAUGCAGAAGACCAUGAAGAGUUACGACUUCAAGCUGGAGGGCAACCACGGGAAGCUGAAGUGGUGUUAUGCAAAAAUACAAAUUUCCUGUACAUGUACAAAAUGCAUCACAAAUUUCACCAAUUUCCCGUGUAACACUUGUCAUGCUAGACUAGGAUCGGAGCCCAGUUUUGUCAUGCAGAGACCGCAUUUCUUUGUACGUGUACGGGAAAUUUACUGUGGAUAGGUGUUACGAAACGCCCACGAGCGGGAAGAAUUUUCUUCCGGACGAGGUGCUGAGCGUGCGCAACGGGGACAUAUCAAAUGCAAAAAUGUCUGGGUCUGGAAGAUUGCCAGGUUUGUCAUGCACGUUUUGCAUGACGUGUGAGGUCUGUGAUGCAUGCCCUAGCGUCACAGAUUUUGUGAGAUCUUUACCAUGCCUUUUCCGCAUGAGAAACUGUCUCUCGGCCUUCUCAAAAGUGAACAGCUUUAUUGGUAAUCAUGCAACACAGAUUUUUGCAUGUUUCAGAUUUAGCAUGACAAGUUGCAUUCUUCCAGACCCAGACAUUUUUGCAAUGCAUAGGACACCAUCAGCUUCAAACAGCCAAACCAGGUGCAGGGCUCCAUGAUCCGGAAGAUGGCCGGACACGCGGACACCGCGAAAAUGUACGAAAAGUGCCCGGCGGGGCAGUACUGGCUGAAGGGCGGUACCCGCGCGAAGUUCGUGAAAAUCCGAAAUCCCUGGGGGCACGGGGAAUGGACGGGACUCUGGGCCGAUCAGAGCGCGGUCUGGGACUACUACCCCGAGAUUGCCAAGGCGCUCAAGUACUUAUUGUUUAUUUUGAUUUGGUUUCUCUACUCUUUAUUGUCAUUUGUUUGCUUUAGUGAUGAAUGUGGUCUCUACUUAGAAGCUGGCAUGAUGCCGUUCUUCUUCUUCGUGAAGAUUCUAUUCGCUGGCCGCUGGGUGGAGCGCUACGCAGGCGAAUUCUAGAAUAAAACCAACCGUUGCACUACGUACUCGUGAAGAUUACAUCAGGAGAAAGGAAAGUGUAGCGCUUGACUUAUGUUUUUGGAAAUCAAUGCUGGAAAUGGAAUGAACUGCAACUGCAGGGCUGAAGCUCUCUGGUUCUUGUAGAGGUCGUAAUAUGUUGCAGCCAGCGGCACUACUUACAAUGCGGGGCUUCGGAAAGAGAAGUUGUAACAGGUGUAAAUUAAUAGGGUGGCAGGAUGAAGAUGCUAGUCCACAAGUACAGCUGAAAGUAACGUACAUAGGGGAAGUUUUAAUUAAUCAAUGGCGUGUUGCAUGAACGAAAAAAAGAUAGUGCUAAAUUGGGGACUCGGAAUUUGUAUUGCAACACGGCAUAGAAGAUAAUAUCCCCACGGCCACGCCGAUUUAGGGUGCUCGAGGAAACUGAGACGAAAUAAAUGCAACCUUGCUCCUAUCUUCUAAUACGGCCGUGCCCACUAGUACUAAUGACAUCGUCAGUUCGCAUGACACAACUAGUAUGCAAUAUAAGACCUUCAACUUACAGUAGGAACUCGCUCUUCGUGUGCCAUUGUUGUGGCAGGAGAAACGUCAGCACCAAUGAAACCUGGCGCAGCUAGAAAAUUUAUCAUGCUUACAGUGCUUAUUUAGCUAUGUGCUACAUUAUAGCGCUCGGAUAAGCUCAACACCAGCUGUAAAUUAACGAAGAAAAAACUAUAGCUUCCUGAUCAAUAUCACAACUCGAAGAUCGAUCAAAGAAAGACGCAUUAGAUGCGCUACAACUUCGCUGAUUGUUUGCAGACCCAGACGAGUUGUAGUCCAGUCCCGGAGUCCCAGUACGCACCCUCAGCAGCCCUUCCGCUUCUGCUUCCGUCUGGGGCCAGCACUCCACUACGUCGGUGGAUUAUUUCUGCCAGAGCCUUUAUUCCCACCUUCCCUCGCUUCUGGUUUGUCUUGAAGAUAAUUCUGACCUGCUUUUCAUCCGCUUGGCCGCGCUGCGUCGGUCAUGCUGCAAGCACGGGUGGUGCUGCCCGGCGGAGACUGGGCGCAGAUUUGCUGGAGCCGGGCUAAGAUGGAGCAGAAUUCUUGCAGCUCCCUACCACCAGCAGAAUCUUCUGACGCGCUAACAGCUGAUCCUGAACUUAAGCGACGAGCUUUUGUAGCUGCUGGUAUGCAUUUACAUGCCAUGAUUGGUGUCUAGCUGUAGGUCCUCAUCCUGCUGUCACACUUGUACUACAUCAAGAAAGCCCAAGAUUAGCAUAGCGCUUGACCUUCGAAGUUCGGUGUAAUUCUACAAAAAACUGCAAGGAAUGGAAGGAUGCUUUUUUUUCCGGAUACCUCUAUCACGGUUGCCUAUGGAAAUUUUAUACGCAAAAGCCGAUCUUCAGGGUGAUAGAUCUUCAAUCGCUAAUGACAAGGAGCAAAUCAAAAGCAUGUCUGUAUAAUUGAAAGAGCCGCUAACAUCAAUAUUCUGACCGAGAUGAGAGUUUUCAGCAGCACGAAAAUCGUGAUCAUAUAUCAUGGGAAAAGAAAUGAAAACGCGUGGAGGUGUCCCUCUAUGCAUGAUGUAGAUGUGAUAUAUAUCGAACUCAAGUCUGAAUCGGCCGCCACUUCUUCGUGCUCGCGUUGUUGCUUCCUUCGUACUAUUUCCAGCCGACAUCCCUUGAGUUAUUCUUGUCACCCUCGCGUCCUCUCCUGUUUCCGCAAUAAUUCCUUUUACUUCAAAAGCCGGAAAGUACCAUCAACGGCAUGAUCAUCGCCCCGCCGACCACAGUGAGGCCAAGUAGAUGUGGCGCCACGGAGGAGGAUGAAAGGUCCUGUCCACGGCGUUAUCCCGCAUGUUCUGCGAUGGAUUCUCAUCUCCGCAGAUGAUAUUAACUUCAUCCCGUUAAUACUUGUCCCAUUUCCCUUGGUGCCAUUCUUUUCCGCCUUUGAGCCCAUUGACCACCACCUCCAACUGAAGAUGAAGCGGCGAAUUUGUACUCUCUCUCGGCCCGAAAUAAGAAGCCUUUCUUAGCACCAUCUCAUCCUCGCUUCCAAAUGAACCCGACGCACUACUGUUGCCCCGUACUGUAAGAUAGAGCUAUUGAAUACAUAGGAAGUUGCGCGUUUUGUGAACGACCUAAUAUGGCUAUCGCUACCUCUAUUACCUCUGCUAUCUGCUGGCCCUGCAGUUCAGUCCUUCGGAACCAACCGAUCAGAAGUCAGAUUUAUCGCUAGGACCAAAAAGAGCAAGCAAGCGGUCGGUCUACGAACACAAGAAAAACCUUUGUGCGCUGCUACUAUCCAUGUCAAAGAGCCAUUAGCAUUAUCGUGGGGAAGUGGAAACAAAACAAGAAAAAGAAUCCACGCAUGCUGCAAAUAAGAGAUUCAUGACGAGAAACAAAACAAAAAAAUCGGUCUUUCUGGAUCCUGCCUCGUCGUCCUUCAGAGUAGAUGAAUCGCAGUUCGUGUUGUUUCUCUUGUUCCAACUAUAAGAACAACACUAUGAUUCUGAAAGGAUUUUACUAUCUCACCAAAAAAAAACCCUCACAACAGCUUUGUGAAGUCGGACGACGGCGUGUUCUUCCUGCAGUGGGAAGACUUCGAUUGGUCCUUCGGCGCCGCCACGGUGUGCGGGCACUGCCACGGCUCCCCGUUGAAGAUGGCGACGUACGAGCACCGGAUAUGGAUUGCAAAAAUGUCUGGGUCUGGGACAUUGCGAGAUUUGUCAUGCUAGUCUGGCAUGACUCUGGUAUCUGUACUGCGUGGCAACCAGGAGCUCCUCUUGCCUGUCAUGCAAACACGCAGUUUCUCAUGCGGAAUACGCAACACAUACACAGAAGUCGUCAUGCUUGGGGGCGCAUUACAGUGUGGUUAUUAUUCAGUGACCUGCAUCACAACUUUCCAGACCCAGACAUAUUUGCAGUUGAUACCGGAAGGACUUUAUCAAGUCUCCGUCUAGAAGAAAGGACAUGAGCUACGAGCGCGAGCACUGGUCUGCGUAUGGCAAGAGAAAAGGGGAAUCCGAAUCAAGUGAGGGCUACGGCUGGGAGCCCCAGCCAGGCGAAAAUUGGGAGCGGGACCAAUUCGACAACUACGAUGAUGCCACAGCAGGGGGUGGAGGGAAACGAAAAGGAAAUGCGCAGCCCUGCAGCUGUGUCAUCAUGUGAGAAACCUUAGGUCUUUGUAAUUGUAGUACUAGAUAGAGAAAAUCGAGAUAAGUUGCACUUUUACUUUGCUUGCUGUACGCGCAAAUUGCUCGACGAAAGAACGGGGUGCUGGUGCAGCUCGAGCCUUCUUCUAAAUUAGCCGACCCUAUUUCCAUUCGAUGGACGUAUUUAUUUGUUGUUGUUAGAAGGUUUUACUGUAGUUUCCAACUUUGCAGGAUAUCAACCUGCAGCAGACAGGCACUGACGCUGUCUAGUUUUUGUUUUUAGUAGUUUUUCAGGUACACAGUUUUUUUCUUUUUUUCCGUAGUUUGAACAUAUUUGCAUUCAUUGACACAUCGAGCACUUCCUUGUUCGACCUCAUUUUUUUUCUGGAGUAGUAGAUACUUGACCGAGCUUUUUUCCACGAGUUUUUUCUCAGCAGUGGGGUACUUUAAUUCUUCGUGUUAGCAGGCAUCGUCAAUAAGUAGGUAGCCAGGGGCUCUCAUGGGAUUCAGGAUUUUCCAUGUUGCACUCUGAUGUUGACUGCCUAACAAGAAAAUUCCUAUUCAAUAAAGUAAGAACAUGAAUUUGAAGAAUUGCCUAGCUGCGCGACAGAAAUACUAAGAGUGAGAGAACGAUGCUCGUCGAAAUGAAGCCGUUCGAUAUUUAGGACUCGAGAAGUAAAAAUGGAGAUCCGGAUCCAAAUCUAGUUUUCAGCCAGAAGGUAGUUGUAAUAUAAUCAAUAAACCGCGAAGAAGGUGGUAGAUAAAAUCCGUACUAGCAGCUCUUUGAGUUAACAUAGCUUCAGUAUAAACUAUAGCACUCGACGGCCACAUGAGCGUGUAGUAGAACGAACUAGAAGCGAUACAACUACAACAGCAGCACGCGAUGAACUAGUACUAGUCACUCGCAGAGGCAGACAUGUGCGAGAAUGAGAUGUAUUGUUAUGGUGCUUGGACGAUCAUCACCAUCACCUGUGCGCAACAAGAUGAGCGAAAGAAUGCGGAUGCUUGAAAUGAGAAUGAUGUUAUCUCCGACAAUAAAAGCGCUCAGAUUUGAAAGUAGAAACAGCACCAGCAAGUGACAUGAAACUUCUUCAAAGACAAAUCUGUCGAGAUGAACUACCGCCACAGAGGACAGACAGCGUGUGGUUUUUUUCUGCAAUUGAGAAACUAGUUCAGACUACUCGGCUUGCCACAACUGAGUAACUCUCGAGCUUGCGACAGGAGAAAUUUCGAAAAAAUACAAAAAUCUGUUGGUUUUUUCAGUGUUCAAGAUCGGACCCACUGGCACCACAAGCAACAUCGAAGUAGAUAGACUAGUGGUACGGCUAACA
Molecule: messenger RNA, 10872 nt
Organism: Amoebophrya sp. A120
Lineage: Eukaryota; Dinophyceae; Syndiniales; Amoebophryaceae
Source: the annotation of a GenBank genome assembly